UUUAGAUAGCCAUGUCAAGCUUUCCGCUUGAAAUUCAACUUCAAGUUCAACUUCCAUCACUCGAUACAACUAAAUCUAUCUUUCUCACCUUUGUUGUUGUUUUAACCAACUGAGCAAUGGGAUUUAGAUUCCACAAUUUCAACAUCAUUUACAGAACCUACAUCUCCACACUGUCCACAAAAUCCAACAGAACCUACUAUCACCCCAUUUUCCAAUCCCUAAAUUCCCAAUUUUCUAACCCUUCUUCAAAUUUCUCUAGUCAACAUUAUCUCAAGAUCCCCGUUAGAUGGCAUUUAGGUCAUUCUCAUGACCACCACGACCACCGCCACCAGUUCUCCGGAAAAGAGGCCGAGAACAUUUUCUGGCUGGGUCUCUUCUCCGAUAUCGGGUUGGCCACUGGCAAAGCUUUGACUGGAUAUGUAUCAGGAAGUACUGCCAUUAUUGCUGAUGCUGCCCAUUCCGUAUCCGAUGUGGUUCUCAGUGGGAUUGCGUUGUGGUCAUUCAAAGCGGCAAAGGCUCCUAAAGACAAAGAACAUCCAUAUGGGCAUGGUAAAUUUGAAACUCUUGGAGCUCUUGGAAUCUCUUGUAUGCUAUUGGCAACUGCGGGCGGUAUUGCAUGGCAUGCUUUAGACAUUUUGCUAGGUUUGAUGUCUACCGCUCCUGAAGUAGUCAAUCACGGGAAUUUGCAGAGCCAUCAUCAUCACGGUGGACAUCAUCAUGGAAUUGAUAUGGGUCACCCUAUACUAGCUUUGACCAUGACUAUUCUAUCAAUAUCUGUUAAAGAAGGGCUUUAUUGGAUCACAAAACGAGCUGGGGAAAGGCAAGGUAGUGGACUAAUGAAAGCAAAUGCAUGGCACCAUCGUGCUGAUGCUAUUUCGUCUGUAGUUGCUCUUAUUGGGGUUGGAGGCUCUAUACUUGGAGUUAAGUUCCUAGAUCCCCUGGCUGGACUGGUUGUCUCAGGCAUGAUCUUAAAAGCUGGACUGGACACUGGUUAUCAGAGUGUCUUGGAACUGGUGGAUGCUGCAAUCCCAGCAGAAGAAUUGGCCCCUAUAAGGGAGACAAUACUAAAGGUUGAAGGAGUCAAGGGAUGCCAUCGUUUAAGGGGAAGGAGGGCUGGUUCAUAUCUGUACCUUGAUGUACAUAUCGUGGUUGAUCCAUUUUCUAGUGUUAGUGCUGCUCAUGCGAUUGGCGAAAAUGUUCGUGAUCAUGUUCAUAAGUCUCAUCCUAAAGUAUCUGAAGUUUUCAUACACAUAGAUCCUGAAUUUUUACAAUUAUCUCCAAGUGUGAUGGACCAGCAAGAAAGUGUCAAGGGAGCCGUAAAUCAAAAGGAUAAUAUAUAUGUGGACUCAGAUAUUGAAGCUAUUGUUCACAAUAUUUUCUCAUCAAAGUUCCCAGAGAAUAUUGUGGUUGAGCGCAUAACUCACCACUUGUUGCAAGGCAGGAUUUUACUCCAAAUUGAAGUUUCCAUGCCUCCUGACAUUUUGAUUAGGGAUGCAAUGAAAGUGGCAGCAGAAGCAGAACAGGAGAUUUUAAAGGCAACCUCUAAUGUUUUUCAAGUAAGUUUACAGCUAAAAUUGGGGCGCCCAAUCCCACAAUAGCGGAAAUGCAACAAACAGAGAAUGGAACCUGUUUGUUUUGUAUUUGUAGUAUGGCAUUGAAAGAGAAACAUAGCUUUAAGGGAGGACAUUGGUUUGUUGUAGUAGAGUAUCAUAAUGUUUCAUUCAUCAUCUCCCAGAGAGGUGUGCAAUAACAAGAAGAAAUGAUAACAUUCCAAAAGCCUUGAGUGGGUGGUUGUAAUAAUACUCCCUCCGAUUCAAUAUAAAUGACUUUUUAAGUUUGUACAUAACUUUUAGAUGAAAAAAUUUCAUCGCUCUCCCACUUGACUGUGGGAAAAGUUUUGCUCUGAUUUUGUAGAUGGAAAAACCUUU
Molecule: messenger RNA, 1928 nt
Organism: Pistacia vera
Lineage: Eukaryota; Viridiplantae; Streptophyta; Magnoliopsida; Sapindales; Anacardiaceae
Product: metal tolerance protein 2
Exons: 12
Coding region: 117-1598 (493 amino acids)
Biological process (GO): transmembrane transport; monoatomic cation transport
Cellular component (GO): membrane
Molecular function (GO): monoatomic cation transmembrane transporter activity
Source: RefSeq, a predicted model, not a curated record